AUGAGUCAGAAGCAGAGAUCUCCAAAAACGAGCACCCUCCUGCCGAGAACGGAGGAACCCGUCCUUAACACCAGCUAUCAGACGCCGGAGGGAUCGACGAUGACCGGAGCACCACCACCAGAGCAAAGACGAGCUCCAUUGAAAGUAGAUCUGGCCAGAUCUGAGCGAUGCCUCAAAGUUAACUCUGGAGAGAACCUCCCAGCCCCACACUCACCGACUCACCUCACCACCACUCCAGAGCCCUAG
Messenger RNA from Eruca vesicaria subsp. sativa (arugula), 246 nucleotides. The record is from the annotation of a GenBank genome assembly. NCBI's taxonomy places the organism in Eukaryota, Viridiplantae, Streptophyta, Magnoliopsida, Brassicales, Brassicaceae.